Molecule: messenger RNA, 780 nt
Organism: Aspergillus ibericus CBS 121593
Lineage: Eukaryota; Fungi; Ascomycota; Eurotiomycetes; Eurotiales; Aspergillaceae
Exons: 2
Coding region: 31-627 (198 amino acids)
Source: RefSeq, a predicted model, not a curated record
AUUUAUUCCUCCCAUCGGAGUCACCCCCCAAUGACCGAAUCACUCUCCAUCCUAACCGAAGAACCCUGGUUCUGGGACCCGUUUCAGAGAAACGAGAUUAAAUUUCACCCCGAUGGGACCGGUGAUCUUAUUUGCCGCUACGAAACCCAAACCUGGAUCAUGGCCCGAUUCGAUUGGUCCCUGCCCCAACCACCCUCCACCUUCACAAAUAACAAUACCAGCGGCAGCAAAACAGACCUACUCGCCCACUUCCCCAUAACCCUAACCCUCACCAAAUGUCUAAUUCCAAAUUCUCACAUCCCGCAAUAUACCAAAAUCAACGAAGCUUUACUCACCGACGAGGCUUUUCGCUCAAAGACCUAUACUGUGAGAUUAGAGAAGGGGGCAUUUAUCACACAGCAUGAUGUUAUGUAUGCAGACAGCAAGUGGAAUGCAGCCAGGUAUGCUAUGAGACUAGUGUUUGAUAAGUCACCGUAUCCGCCGCGCGAGGAGUGGAGGGAGGUAAACGGUGCGCUGGAGGCGUUUAGAGUGUGGGAGUGGACGGAGUUUUGUUCGAGGGGGAUGCCGGAGAGGGGGGUGGUAGGGGCAGCGUGGGGUAGGGUUAUGGAAAUGUUGGGGUGGGAAUAACUAUAUAAUCUUAUCGAGUUGAGAGAUGUCCUAAUUUUCUGGUUGUUGAUCCUCCAUGCCGAUGCCCAGCAGCUGAUCCCAUCAAGGAGACGCACAGACUCCACUCUUACAAACCAGAUCACCUGAACAAUCAUUCAAUGUCGAGCACGAAGC